UGUCUUUGCUUCUUGUGAUUUUAUAACUAGAUUCUGGACUAGUAUAAGUUGAAUACAGUUUAAAGGUUUCCACCUGCAAAUGGGAAUUUGGAAGCCAAUGUGAAGUUGAGAAGCUUAGACAUGCAGAAUAAAGUGGAGGAAGGAUAGAGCUCUGCUGUCAGGUGAAGGCUAGAAAAAUCCUCUACAUUUCUUCAUCUACUAGCUAAUGCACUUGUUCUUGAUCCAGCGAGUAAGACCUGUUCUGACCCCCAAAGGUCAAAAAGCUGCAUUUGGAAUUAGGUACAAUGUACCUAUUAUGGAAUUCAAGGUACCAUUCUGAUAAGAUAUAAAGGUCCCAGCUCCCUACAUUGUGAUUUGUUCGGCAAAGGAUGUGUUCUCCAGGAUAAUGGCGGUUUAGCUUCUCGUUUACCUUAGUAUCUGGUGGAUUUUAUCAUAAAUCGGUACAAUGGGGAAACACUCAGUUGAAUCAGGUACUAGUUUGCUCUUGCAUGGAGAUUUGGAUAUACAGAUAGUGGAAGCAAAAUGUCUUCCCAAUAUGGAUCUCAUGACUGAGAGGAUGCGGAGAUGCUUCACUGGUUAUGGCGCUUGCAGUACUGAAUGUGGUAAAUCUGAUCCACAUCCAGACAUGAGGAAGAUCAUUACUAGUGAUCCAUAUGUUUCGGUUUGUCUCUCAGGAGCAACAGUGGCACAAACUCGAGUCAUUGCAAACUCAGAGAAUCCUAAAUGGGAUGAACAUUUUAAUGUUCAGGUUGCCCAUUCAGUUAGCAGAAUUGAGUUUCAUGUAAAAGACAAUGAUGUUUUUGGGGCAGAACUUAUAGGUGUGGCUUCGGUACCAGUUGAAGACAUCACACCAGGUGAUAUGGUCAGUGGCUGGUUUCCAAUAUCUGGUCAGUAUAGUAAUCCUAUGAAGGCAUCUCCUGAACUACAUUUGUCAAUCCAGUACAAGCCAAUUGACCAGAACCCAUUGUACAAAGAUGGAGUUGGUUCUGAAGGGUCUCAAAGUACUGGUGUGCCAAAUGCUUAUUUUCCUCUUCGAAAGGGUGGUAGGGUCACUCUAUAUCAAGAUGCCCAUGUUCCAGAUGAUUUUUGUCCUAAAAUUGAAAUCGAUGGUGGAAGGUUAUAUGAACAAAACAAAUGCUGGGAAGACAUUUGCCAUGCAAUUGUUGAGGCUCAUCACCUUAUUUAUAUAAUUGGCUGGUCCUUGUAUCACCCUGUCAAGCUUGUUAGGGAAUCAACGAAACCUGUGCCCAAUGGGAGCCCGCCAACCAUUGGGGAGCUUUUGAAAAGCAAGGUUCAGGAGGGGGUCCGUGUUAUUGUAUUGCUUUGGGACGACAAAACAUCACACGACAAAUUUCUCUUGAAAACGGAUGGACUUAUGCAUACACAUGACGAGGAAGCUCGGAAGUUUUUCAGGCAUUCUGGUGUCCACUGUGUAUUGGCUCCUCGGUACGCUAGCAACAAACUUAGCAUUUUUAAGCAGCAGGUUGUAGGAACUUUAUUUACACACCAUCAGAAAUGUGUCAUUGUUGACACCCAAGCCUCAGGGAACAAUAGAAAAAUAACUGCUUUUAUUGGUGGUCUAGACUUAUGUGAUGGCAGAUAUGAUACACCUGAACACAGGCUCUUCAAGGAUCUUGACACUGUCUUCAAGGAUGAUUUCCAUAAUCCCACAUUCCAAGUCAACAAAUCUGGACCAAGACAGCCAUGGCAUGAUUUACAUUGCAAGAUUGAGGGUCCAGCUGCCUACGAUAUACUUACAAACUUUGAACAGAGAUGGAGAAAAUCUGCAAAAUGGAAAGUCAGUGUUAGAAGAGCUGUAAGUUGGCACCAUGAUACCUUGGUAAAAAUAAACCGGAUGUCAUGGAUUGUCUCUCCUUCAGCAGAUGAGUUAAAUGCACAUGUUUGUGAUCAAAAUGAUCCAGAGAACUGGCAUGUACAGAUUUUCCGGUCCAUUGAUUCAGGAUCAGUAAAGGGAUUUCCUAAACUUGUUCAAGAGGCUGAGUCACAGAAUCUUGUUUGCGCCAAAAAUCUGCAGAUAGACAAGAGCAUACACAAUGCAUAUGUAAAGGCCAUCAGAUCUGCACAACAAUAUAUCUACAUUGAAAAUCAGUAUUUUAUUGGAUCUUCAUACUACUGGUCUUCAAAUAGAAGUGCAGGUGCAGAGAAUUUGAUACCGAUUGAAUUGGCCAUAAAGAUUGCAAGAAAGAUUAAAGCUAGGGAAAGAUUUGCAGCAUACAUUGUUAUACCAAUGUGGCCUGAAGGUAAUCCAACAACUGCUGCUAUGCAGGAGAUCCUCUUUUGGCAGGGACAAACAAUGUCCAUGAUGUACAAGAUUGUUGCAGAUGCUCUACGGAAGGAGGGGUUACAUGACACCCAUCCACAGGAUUAUCUUAACUUCUACUGUCUUGGUAAACGUGAAGCCUUAAGUGACAUUUCUACGACAAGCCACUCCAAUGAAAAUUCCUCACUGCGCCUGGCCCAGAAGUUCAGGCGAUUCAUGAUCUACGUGCACUCCAAGGGGAUGAUCGUCGAUGAUGAGUAUGUGCUAAUAGGAUCAGCCAACAUAAAUCAGAGGUCCAUGGAUGGCUCAAGGGACACUGAGAUCGCCAUGGGCGCUUACCAGCCUCACUACAGCUGGGCAGGAGGCAAGAAAGCUCCAAACGGACAGGUGUACGGGUACAGGAUGUCGCUGUGGGCAGAGCACCUGGGCACACUGGAGGAGUGCUUCCGUUGGCCUCACUCCAUGGAGUGCGUCCGGCAGGUGAACCAGAUGGCGGAAGAGAACUGGGCUUGCUAUGUGUCGCCGGAGAUGGCGAACAUGAGGGGCCACCUCAUGAGGUACCCCAUCAGCGUGGACAGCGAUGGCAGGGUGGGCCCGGUGCGCGGGCAAGAGUGCUUCCCGGACGUCGGUGGCAAGGUGCUCGGCACGCACUCCUCUCUCCCAAAUGCUUUGACAACCUGAGCUUGCGUUCUGGUGUGGCUGGACUGGAGCAUGAAGAAGCUAUAGAUGUGGCCCAUUCUGGCUAGAAAAUGAGUCUUGUUUGUGCAUGAAAGAGAUGUCUAGCCUGCGUGAUUAUGGGAGUGGAUCCUUUGCAGACUGCUCACUGAUAGGUGGGUCCUACAGGCUUUGCGGCUCAUCCGUCCUGUCAGUAAGCAGUACUGCAGAGGAUUCUAUUUGUGUCAUUAUUAGUUCCACAUGUUGUUGUCAUAGAGCAUUGUGGCUUUGACUGUUGCAUAUGCAAUAUGUAUAGAAGGAUUUUAGUUGUCGGCAUUUCUGGCUGGAUACAUUUGCUCUUGUAUUUAGUUUGUUGUAAAAGGAGACUUUUCUUCGUUCAGACAAUUGUUUGACCUCAAACCAAAAUUCAUGGUGGUGGCAUGAUUCGAGAAUUUAUUAUUCAAAUGAUUCA
Messenger RNA from Oryza brachyantha (malo sina), 3407 nucleotides. RefSeq names its product phospholipase D delta-like. Bases 446 to 2962 code for a protein of 838 amino acids. Gene Ontology annotation, molecular function: D-type glycerophospholipase activity; calcium ion binding. Gene Ontology annotation, cellular component: plasma membrane. Lineage: Eukaryota; Viridiplantae; Streptophyta; Magnoliopsida; Poales; Poaceae. The transcript is spliced from 11 exons. Gene Ontology annotation, biological process: phosphatidylcholine metabolic process; phospholipid catabolic process. The record is from RefSeq and is a predicted model, not a curated record.